UGGUACAUUAUACUUUCUUCUAGAAACUAGAGUUACAUACAUGAAUGCAUACAUAGGCUUCUCAUCAAGCUAUCAAAUAUCCCAAAGCAGCCAUGCCAUACAACGAUGCAUUAGUAUGGAUCGACUGUGAGAUGACAGGUCUGGAUCCCGACCAAGAGGAGAUUAUUGAGAUUUUCUGCAUCAUUACGACAGGCUCUCUAGAUGUGAUAGAUGAAAAUGGGUGGGGGAUUGUCAUCCACCAAUCACAGGAGAGGAUGGACAAGAUGGAUGAAUGGUGUAUACAAACACACGGGAAGAGUGGUUUGACAGAAGCUGUGGUGUCAUCCAAUGUGACGCCACAGCAAGCAGCCGAUGAGCUUCUAGCAUAUAUCCAAAAGCACGUACCAGAGCGAGGGGCAUUGCUAGCGGGCAACAGCGUUCACGCAGACCGUGCAUUUCUCCGAAAAGAACCGUAUAAGAAGGUAAUCGACUACCUACAUUAUCGGAUCCUUGAUGUGAGUAGUCUGAAGGAAGCCGCCUAUCGAUGGUGUCGUAAGGAAGUUACAAAGAAUGCGCCGAGGAAGAAGGGGUUACACCAAGCUAAAGAUGAUAUUCUGGAGAGCAUCGAGGAAGCGCGAUAUUUCAAGGACGUGAUAUUCAGCACCACCGACAUCAGGAAAGAAAAAUAGAAAAAAGGACUCCUAAUCAUCAGUCACGGUUCUGAUACAAGAACGACCUUUAUUUUCAGGCACUAUUCACAAAAUGGGCUAGGAGACAUGGAUAAAAUUACAACGCGGCUAACAUACUAAAAUCAAUAAUUCAUUCAUUAGGCUGCCCGGCGUACGUAGCAUUGGUAGCCGGUAGACACUUCGCGUGGUGGAGUGUUUGGCUGAUAAUACCUAGGGUACUGGUUACUGAAUGGAGGGGUUUGGCGUUUGAUAUGUGGCGUCGUAUGAAAGCUGCAGAGUCUUGAAAUUAUACAUAGUGAACGUUGAAGUUUCUGCGUACCUACCUGAUACCUAUUAUCAUAUGUACCUACAUACAUACAUGUAUGUAGUACUAGGUAUAUAUGUACAUGUAAGUAACUAUUAACAAUGAAGUUUAGCAUCUGGCAGGUUAGGCACCUACUACUAUGUAAGCACUUUCAGU
Messenger RNA from Hypoxylon fragiforme, 1128 nucleotides. Its product is annotated as ribonuclease H-like protein. Gene Ontology annotation, cellular component: mitochondrion. The record is from RefSeq and is a predicted model, not a curated record. The transcript is spliced from 2 exons. The coding region runs from base 93 to 668 and encodes 191 amino acids. Gene Ontology annotation, molecular function: 3'-5'-RNA exonuclease activity; nucleic acid binding. Lineage: Eukaryota; Fungi; Ascomycota; Sordariomycetes; Xylariales; Hypoxylaceae.